ACGGAGUCCCCGGCCAGACUUUCGGCCUAGGGAAGCUUUUCUCGGCAGAGAUCCAUUCCACAGUUUAAAGAGACCCCGGCCACCUUUUGUUAGAGGCCCUCCGUUCUUUGCACCAAAACGCCCAUUCUUCCCUCCCAGGAUGUCAUAUCAGAAGAUGGAGCCCCAGAGUGGCCUAUGACUCAAGUCAGCUGCCCUCCCCAGACAGAACUUUGGGUCUCUGUGGAGGCCUAGGUUAAGCACUUUUUGCUGACAACUCUUCCACAAGACCCCUUGAUCCUAUCAUCACUGCAAUCUGGAAAUGGACUAAACUUCCCUACCCCCAGGAGGUCUGCCCCUGCCUUCAAAGUUGCACCCCUUCCUGCCGCUUUUGAGCAUCGGGCUGCAGGUGUGUGCAACAACUUCCACCUUCCGGUCAACCGGAACCUUUCCCAGAGUAACUGCUGCUGUGUGUGGGACGUGCCUCGGUGGAGUUCCUGGGGGUGGUACCCGAGCAGAGUGGCGGCUAUUUUAUCCAAUAGGACGGGAAAGUAUUGACUCAGAAGCCAAUGAGGAGUCUGGUGAGGAAGAAGCGUUUAUCUGAGCAUGGAAGCACCGACUUGAGGUAGAAUGGGUGUCUGUCUGAGGUGGCGCGGGCUCGGGCUCCCGCUCCCGGGGUUCCGCCGCUGCGAGCUCCACACAGUGCAUGAGGCGUCUGUGCCUACUCCUCCCCAUUGGUUGGCAGAGCGAUUUGGCCUUUUUGAGGAGCUAUGGGCCGCCCAGGUGAAGAGGUUAGCAAGGGUGACACAGAAGAACACCCGGGCCAUUAAGAUAUCACUUCCUGAAGGCCAGAAGGUAGAUGCUGUUGCGUGGAACACUACCCCUUACCAGCUGGCCCAGCAGAUCAGCUCAACACUGGCUGACACUGCAGUAGCUGCUGAAGUAAAUGGAGAGCUUUAUGAUCUAGAGCGACCCUUGGAAACAGACUGUCACCUCAGAUUCCUGACGUUUGAUUCCCCAGAAGGCAAAUCGGUACUCUGGCACUCUAGUGCCCAUGUUCUGGGUGCAGCCGCUGAGCAACAAAUGGGUGCUGUUCUCUGCCGAGGUCCAAGUACGGAAUCUGGCUUUUACCAUGACUUCUUCCUGGGAAAAGAGCGGACAGUCCGAAGCUCAGAGUUGCCCGUUUUAGAGCGGAUUUGCCAGGAGAUCAUAGCUGCUGCUCAACCUUUCCGGAGGCUGGAGGUUUCUCGGGAUCAGCUCCGGCAGCUCUUCAAGGAUAACCAUUUCAAGCUCCAUCUGAUCGAGGAGAAAGUGACUGGCCCAACAGCAACAGUGUAUGGGUGUGGCAUGUCGGUUGACCUUUGCCGAGGACCCCAUCUUCGGCACACGGGACAGAUCGGAGUGCUGAAGCUGCUGACGAACUCCUCGGCCUCAUGGAGGUCCCCAGCAGCUCCAGAGACACUGCAGAGAGUGUCAGGCAUUUCUUUCCCCAGCACAGAGUUACUGAGGGCCUGGGAAGAACAGCGGGAGGUGGCAUUGCUCCGAGACCACAGGCGCAUCGGGAAGGAACAGGAGCUCUUCUUCUUCCAUGAACUGAGCCCUGGGAGCUGCUUUUUCCUGCCACGAGGGACAAGAGUCUAUAAUGCCCUGGUGACUUUCAUCAGGGCUGAGUACGCCCACCGUGGUUUCUCAGAGGUGAAAACUCCCACGCUGUUUUCUACAAAACUCUGGGAACAGUCAGGGCAUUGGGAGCAUUAUAGGGCAGACAUGUUUUCCCUGAAGCCCCCAGGCACUAAUGGUCCCGACAUCUCUCAGAGUGACCCCCGUGCCAGGUGUCCCAAAGACACACUUGCUCUCAAGCCCAUGAAUUGUCCUGCACACUGCCUGAUGUUUGCCCACCGGCCCAGAUCCUGGCGGGAACUGCCUGUGCGACUGGCUGAUUUUGGAGUCCUGCAUCGUGCUGAGGCCUCUGGCAGUCUGGGAGGAUUAACACGCCUGUGGCGCUUCCAACAGGAUGAUGCUCACAUCUUCUGUGCACCAAAUCAGUUGGAAGCAGAGAUCCGAGACUGCCUUGAUUUUCUCCGAUCUGUUUAUGCUGUUCUUGGUUUUUCUUUCCACUUGGCUUUAUCUACCCGGCCAUCUGGCUUCCUAGGGGAGCCUCACCUGUGGGACCAGGCUGAGCAGGUCCUGCAACAAGCCUUGGAGGAAUUUGGAGAACCCUGGGACCUUAACCCUGGAGAUGGCGCUUUCUAUGGACCUAAGAUUGAUGUGCACCUCCAUGAUGCCCUGGGUCGGCCCCAUCAAUGCGGAACAAUCCAGCUUGACUUCCAGCUGCCACUGAGAUUUAACUUACAGUACAAGGGGCAGCUGGGGGCCCUGGAGCAUCCAGUCCUUAUCCACCGCGCAGUGCUUGGUUCUGUGGAAAGGAUGUUGGGAGUACUGGCGGAAAGCUGUGGGGGGAAAUGGCCCCUGUGGUUGUCCCCGCUGCAGGUGGUAGUCAUCCCUGUGGGAGCAGAGCAGGAGGAAUAUGCCAGGCAGGUACAACAAUGCCUACAGGCUGCAGGGCUUGUCAGUGACCUCGAUGCUGACUCUGGAUUAACCCUCAGCAGGAGAGUCCGCCGGGCCCAGCUUGCCUACUACAAUUUUCAAUUUGUGGUUGGCCAGAGAGAGCAGAAUAGGAGAACGGUGAACGUCCGGACUCGAGAGAACCGACAGCUGGGGGAGCGAGGCUUGGCCGAGGCUGUGCAGAGGCUGCUGGAGUUACAGAAUGCCAGGGUCCCCAAUGCUGAAGAAAUGUUCUGAGUAUGUUCACUGCUGCGGGAGGCAUAGACUCAUGAGAGCUACCUGGCCCUUGCCAUGGGAGCCCAGAAUGUCCCAGACUCCAGACAGCUUUCCUGGAAAUGCACUUGGUUUGGGGGGCUCUGUACAGGAAGGAAUGCUGUUUAUAUCGGAGGAGAAUAAAAAAUAAACUUGAAGCCGA
This is a messenger RNA of Mesocricetus auratus (golden hamster), 2956 nucleotides long. RefSeq names its product threonyl-tRNA synthetase 2, mitochondrial (gene Tars2). The transcript is spliced from 20 exons. The coding region runs from base 607 to 2778 and encodes 723 amino acids. NCBI's taxonomy places the organism in Eukaryota, Metazoa, Chordata, Mammalia, Rodentia, Cricetidae. Gene Ontology annotation, cellular component: mitochondrion; cytoplasm. Gene Ontology annotation, biological process: threonyl-tRNA aminoacylation. Gene Ontology annotation, molecular function: ATP binding; threonine-tRNA ligase activity. The record is from RefSeq and is a predicted model, not a curated record.